AUGGUUGUAAAAAGUAAGAAGGUGGAGGAACAUAUAUCCGACCUUGAGAAGGUGUUCGCCACCCUAAGAAAAUAUAAGAUGAAGCUCAACCCAGAGAAGUGUGUAUUUGGCGUAGCUUCAGGAAAGUUUCUAGGUUUCAUGAUCACUUAUCGGGGGAUUGAGGCUGACCCCGACAAAAUUCAGGCUCUAGCAGCAAUGGAAUCACCAAGGACCAAGAAAGAGGUUCAAAAGUUGACAGGCAGGGCUGCCUUAAAUAGGGGUAAUCAUUACUUUGAAUGGAAUGAGGAGUGUGAGAAGGCUUUUCAAGAGCUCAAGCAGACAUUGGAAUCUCCUCCUAUCCUCACCAAACCCGAGCCUGGAGAUACUCUAUACACAUUGGCAGAGCAACUUGCCCUUGCACUGAUAGUAGCAUCACGAAAACUUCGGCAAUAUUUCCAGUCACAUCCUAUUAUUGUGCUUACCAAUCAGCCUCUAAAACACAUUCUUCAGAAACCAGACGUCUCAGGAAGAUUAUUAAGGUGGGCAAUUGAACUCGGAGAAUUUGACAUAGAGUUCAAGCCCCAUCCAUCUAUCAAAGGUCAGGCAUUAGCUGACUUCAUUGCAGAACUCACUCCAAGGCCUCGGGGGCCAGAUAGUAGCUCGAGCUUGAGCAUAACUGCGUGGGAAAUUUUCGUAGAUGGAGCAUCGAACUCCUCGAGCUCGGGCACAGGGGUCAUCAUCAUAAGUCCGGGCAUGCUCAUAAACAUUCAGUGUGCACUAAGGUUCGAAUUUGAGGCGACCAAUAAUGAAGUUGAGUAUGAGGCCGUCAUCAUAGCUAUGGAACUCGCCAUAAAUCUCGAGCUUGAAAAUAUCAAAAUUUAUAGUGAUUCCCAGUUGGUGGUUGAGCAAAUCGAAGGGACGUUCGAUAGAAAGGAUGAGAAGAUGAGCUUCUACUGCUUGAAAGUGCAUGAUCUCCAGAGAAAAUUCAAGAGUUGUGAAAUUGUAAAAAUUUCUCGGGUUGAGAAUUGUAGGGCAGAUGCCUUGUCAAGAUUGGUGUUCAUGGGAAUAAAUGGGCUUGAUGGGACAGUCCAUGUCAGAAUUGUAACUGAGUCAAGCAUCAAUCAGACUGUAGGCAUCAUGGAUAUUGAUAAUGAGCCAUCAUGGAUGGAUCCAAUAGUGGACUUCAUAAAACAUGGCAGUCUUCCAACAAAUCUUCGAGCAGCGAGAAGCAUCCGGUCCAAAGCUCCGAGGUAUUGCAUGAUUGAAGGUGUUUUAUUUCACAGGAGCCUCACACUUUCGUACCUCAGAUGCCUUAGGCCUUCCGAAUCAUCCCAGGCCCUAGAAGAAGUUCAUGAAGGUGUAUGA
Messenger RNA from Olea europaea var. sylvestris, 1344 nucleotides. RefSeq lists its product as uncharacterized. The transcript is spliced from 3 exons. Lineage: Eukaryota; Viridiplantae; Streptophyta; Magnoliopsida; Lamiales; Oleaceae. Bases 1 to 1344 code for a protein of 447 amino acids. The record is from RefSeq and is a predicted model, not a curated record. Gene Ontology annotation, molecular function: RNA-DNA hybrid ribonuclease activity; nucleic acid binding.